Exophiala xenobiotica is the source of this 1194-nucleotide messenger RNA. RefSeq lists its product as uncharacterized. The transcript has a single exon. NCBI's taxonomy places the organism in Eukaryota, Fungi, Ascomycota, Eurotiomycetes, Chaetothyriales, Herpotrichiellaceae. Gene Ontology annotation, molecular function: FAD binding. The record is from RefSeq and is a predicted model, not a curated record. Bases 1 to 1194 code for a protein of 397 amino acids.
AUGCCAGCACCUAUCCUUAUCAUUGGUGGUGGUCUCGGCGGCCUCAGCCUUGCUCAAAGCCUGAAGAAGAACAACAUACCAUUCAAAGUCUUCGAAAGGGAUACUGCCGCAAGUUAUCGUGCUCAAGGAUACCGAAUUCGUUUCACGCAUGAUGGCAUCGACAAUCUUCAAAAAAUGUUGCCCAACGAGCUAUUCGACGCUUUGGCCCAGGUAUGCCCUGACGUAACGCAUGGCGGGAAAAGAAUCGAUGCAGUUACAGGCGAGAAGCAAGAUGGCAUCAGGGGACCUGAUCGGAGCGGCCAGAAAGCAUGGAACGCGGACCGUACGGUUACGCGGAAAAUCCUUUUGACAGGGUUGGAGGAUCACGUCCAGUUUGGCAAGAAAUUCGAACGAUAUGACUUCUCAGACAAUGGCAUUACCGCUCACUUUGCGGACGGCACGUCUGUACUUGGAAAGAUGCUGGUGGGCGCAGAUGGGGUUAGGUCCAAUGUUCGCAAGCAAUUGGUGCCCGACCAGGUCAUGCUUGACACGGAAGUGAGAGCAGUGUUCGGCAAAACACCUAUCGGGGACGGAACAGUGGUGCCUGGGGGAAUCGACAAAGGCAUCACCGUCAUCAGCAGCGAGGCGCCUCCCCAUUCAAAAGUGAAGCUUUUCUGCGAUGGCAUGAGGUUCGAUCGCAGCGCGAGGCUCGCAGUGGACGUGGACUUGCCCGAAGACUACAUAUUCUGGGUCCUUUUAUUCCAACGCAGCUCUGUCGACGUUUCAGGUCGAGAGUUGCUGUCCUUCAGUGGCAAGAAGUCAUUGCAGCUUGCUCAAGAGCUUACCAAGACCUGGCACGAGAGCAAUCGCGCUGUCAUCACCCGCUCGGACGCGUCUGCUGCGGCGACGUUGGCCUUCGAAAUGGCUCAUCCAGAUUUGCAGGACUGGACAACCGAUCGCAGAGUCACACUGUUGGGCGACGCGGCGCAUCCGAUGCCUCCUGUUGGUGCCCUGGGCGCGAAUUCAGCAUUUGAAGAUGCGGCACAAUUAGCAGGGCUCCUCGCAGGCCAGUUGGACGAAGAGAAACUCGGCGUUUUUGAGACAGAUGUCAGAACCCGUGCCAGAGGUGCAUUGGAACAAGUCGCCGGGCCUGGGCGGGUCCUUCUUGGAAUGAAGCCAUUUGAGGAGUUGAAGCCGUCGACCUUGUGGACCUGA